Jaminaea rosea is the source of this 810-nucleotide messenger RNA. RefSeq lists its product as hypothetical. The coding region runs from base 36 to 644 and encodes 202 amino acids. The transcript has a single exon. Lineage: Eukaryota; Fungi; Basidiomycota; Exobasidiomycetes; Microstromatales. The record is from RefSeq and is a predicted model, not a curated record.
AUCAAUUCCUCUUGUUCAGCUCACAAUCAACUGCCAUGAAGACUUUCGCUCUGCUCUCCGCCGUCCUCGCCGUCGCCCUGAGCGUACAGGCCGCUCCUCAACCCACGUCAGUCCCGCUCAUUCGACGUAACAAUGCCCUCUCACCUCGCCAGGGAGGCGAUGCUUCAGCCCUCCUCUCCUCUGUUCGCGCAUCGCCUGACGCCUUCAUGUCGUCCGUCACCGCCUCGGACAAGACCACCGCCUUCUCGUCUGCCACCGGCUUCGCCUGCAAGGGCCUCCAGCGAGGCAACGAUCGCUGCUGCGAGACUGGGAUAUUAGUCAACGGUCGAUGCUUUGUAGUGCCCGGCGCAGAAGGCCUCAACUUCUAUGGCAACACCGAUGACUAUGUGCCCGGAGAGGAUGACGACAACGAUAGCAGCUCAUCAUCAUCAGCAGCAGCACCUUCCAGCACGGGCGGAAGCAGCAGUAGCAGCAGCAGCAGCGGUGCUACGCCCACGCAAGCAUCGUCGUCUGCAUCCUCAGCAGCAGCAGCUGCUGCUCCGACGGCUUCAUCCCAGAGCGGAGGGUCCAACGCCGCCAUUAUCCUCGAUACUAAUGUCGGUCUCAUGGUAGCCUCCUUCCUCGGCCUCGCCGUGGUCUUGUAGGCCAGCUUAGGCAGUCCAUACGAACCGUCUUCUUGCUUCUAAAAAGUCACAGAUGCCAUGAAUAAUGGUUCUGAGGUCUUGUGUGACAGAUCGCGGUGAGAGAUCGACUCUGAAGGUGGCGCUCUUGUGUGCUAAAAGAUGUGCCAGUCGGUCGUUGCGUGACUGU